This is a messenger RNA of Antechinus flavipes (yellow-footed antechinus), 558 nucleotides long. RefSeq names its product eppin-like. The record is from RefSeq and is a predicted model, not a curated record. Gene Ontology annotation, cellular component: extracellular region. The transcript has 3 exons. The coding region runs from base 44 to 466 and encodes 140 amino acids. NCBI's taxonomy places the organism in Eukaryota, Metazoa, Chordata, Mammalia, Dasyuromorphia, Dasyuridae. Gene Ontology annotation, molecular function: serine-type endopeptidase inhibitor activity. Gene Ontology annotation, biological process: negative regulation of peptidase activity.
CUGGAGGGACCAGCCCUGAGGAGGGACCCAACUCCUAGGCAUCAUGGGGACUCUGAGCUUCCUUCUUUUCCCAUUUCUGUUUUUAAUGUGUCUGAAGAUCCAGGGGACUCAGAUCACUCGGGCUGAUGUGAAUAACAGGAGCUGCCCCAAGGUCAAGGUUCAUUGUAUCUACAAGGAGACGGAUGUUUGUGACUUUGACAGCAACUGCCCAGGCUCCCAGAAGUGCUGCUUGUUUAGCUGUGGAAGGAAAUGCAUGAACUUCACCGAAGUCACAUGCAAGCUGCCUGCAGACCCUGGGCCUUGCCUGGCUUCUAUAAUGCGCUGGGCAUAUGACGAUGAAAUCAAAGACUGUGUUAAAUUCAUCUAUGGGGGCUGUGAGGGAAACAACAACAACUUUCAGACCCAGAAGAUCUGUAGGAAGACGUGUAAGGCAUUGGGCAAACACAGGAAACCCUAUAGUAAUUAACCAUCCCCUCCAGAAUUUGGAAGCUGUUGGUGGAUAUCUCUGGGGGAAAGAUCCCCCAGACAGCUAUCUGAAUGAGUGAAUAAAGCAUUAAU